GUGAGUCAGAACAGCUGCUCCGUACGCCUGGCCAUGGUGCACUGAUUCGGCCAUGGCCGCCACUGUGGAUUUGGAAGGGUAUCAACGUGCGUGGCGCUUGCGACAUGCUGCAGAUGAUGGUCUCAUGCUGCAGGUCUUUGGCGAUGACCUUCCAGAGCUACAAAAGGCAAAUCCUGGGCUGCUGGAUGUCGCCAGAUCAUAUUUUCCGCACUUGACGUCCUCCACGUAUGAGGCUUUGGCCCGAGAACCUGAGAACUUAAAGGUGGAGAAGGACCGUUGUGAGCGAGAAAUGGAACAGUUGGCAAUUCAGAACUACAGCGCUUUCAUUGGAAGUGCAGAAGUCACGCAGGGAGUUAAGAAGGAGUUGUCAAACGUUCGAACACACCUUCAGGAGAUGAUACAAGCUCUUGAGCCAACGCAAGAGACCAUCGCGGAGUUGCAAAGCCAAGCUUCAGGUCUCAGCAUUCGACGUCAAGCGCUGAGAAAGGUGCUAGCGCAGCACACUUCUGUGCUCGAGCUGUUGGAACUGCCGCAACUGCUAGAUGCGUGCGUACGAAAUCAGAUGUACGAAGAGUCGCUGGAACUGCUCGCCUUCUGCAAUAGCUUGCUUCAAGCGCAUGAAGCCCGUGGCGAAGAGAUUGGUGUGCUUACGGGCAUCAAGGAACAGGUUGCGGUGCAACGAGCAAACCUCAAGGACGCUUUGGCAUCACAGCUGAAAACAGACAUCCACCUCCCUGCCUGCGUGCGCAUAGUGGGCUUCCUUCGACGUGUGCAGCGGCACUCUGAGGAGGAACUGCGCCAGCUCUUCAUCGAGUACCGGAGCAAGUUCCUGGAGAGCCACAAGCAGCAGGUAGAACUAUUGAGGCACAGCAGAGGCAGUGUUGGUACCGCCUUGCGGAAUGCUGCAGACUUGUUGCGGACGCAUGUCUAUGACAUUGGCACCCAAUACAAGGCAUUGUUCCCCCAAGACGAUGGUCCAUUGGGUGCUUGGCUAAACAGUCAAGUCAUGUGGUUGGUUUCAUUGUUGCGUCAUCAUGUUUUACCACCAAGCUCGACUUCUGCCAAGAUCGAUGCAGCGCAAUUGACCACUGUGUUGCGGCAGUGUGUCCAUGCUUCAUCUACCCUGAAGCGCUUAGGUGGCCACUUCUUUGCAGCCGUAUCGAGUAUAUUUGAGGCGCGAAUGCAGCAGCACUGUCGGGACAUGCUCGAUGCUGCUGUGCUGAACUUUCACUCUGAGCUGGGUCGAUAUGAUUGGAUUCCUUCCACGGCAAUGGCAGGAAGCGCCCCAGAGACUGGAUGGCUUCAUCCGGAGGCCCUGGAGUUGACCCGACAUCGGCCCCUGGCUGUGCUGGCCAACGACAUUGUGCAGGUCUUCAAUGAACUCAGACAAUGCACACUCUAUGGCUUACGAGUGAGUGUGGUCACUCAUUGUUACGAGUGUUCCAUGGCAUCGGUGAACUUGCUGCGUUCGGUUUUGGCGUCGCAGAACCUUCGGCAAGGUUCUCCGAAAAUGAUGGAAUUUCACAAGCUUUGCAGAAACUUUGCAGACAUCCUCAUGCCGUUGGUGGCGUCUCAUUUGGAAGCAUUGUUUGGGCCUGUUGCCAGGUUUGAUGUUGAUGGCAUUGUGGCGUCCAUGGUGCCAGACCUGAUUGAGGAUGCCAUCCAGCCAGUUGAGCCUGCCGAGGCAGAGCUGACUGAAAUGGCUGAGUCACUGGAUCCUCCCACGGGCGAUGUCUCCAGUGCACCGACUGUGGAGAUGCAGGCAACUGGAGCUUGAAGCUGGCUGAAUGCGUGAGAGCAAAGACACGUAGCAGGGAGUUAGGAGUUCAAGAAGGACCCCCACGCAAAUAGGUUGCAGAUAACAACACUCUGUCAAGCGCUCUACAAGACUUCAGAUGAAGAGACGAUCAUCCCAGCAGUUCAUUGGCGCAACGUGUUUUUCUGCCAUUGGCACAACACCACUACACCGUACCGAUUUGAUGUUGCUACAUCUAGGUUGGAUCGGGUUCCGGCCGCAGUUGGUUGUACUUGUUUUUGUUUUGAUAGAUCGCUCUUGGAAUUGUAGGGUGCAAGAUGCUUGCUCCGGACAGUAUGCGUUUGUCCCGGUACGUCCCUGAGCUCCUGUUAUAGCAGCCCAUUGGUGGCACGUCAGGUGAAACGCAAGAGUGAGACAGCUGCGCACUUCUCCACGAGGCUGGCAUCGCUGAGUGAUGAGCAGGCUCAGAAGUGAGAAGCUGGUCUUGAUGAGGCUCACAUGGACGCAGGUAUGAUUUUGCUGAAGGUGUGGUGUCAAUUCUUGAGUGUGUGUGUGUGAGAGUCUCUUUGCAUUUGUCCGUUUCACCUGACAUGUGCCGUUGGAUGGAUGCAGGCAACAAAUCCUGAAAAGUUCGAACAACCCUAGCGUGCCAAGGUAAGUUUUGCAUCGGGGCUGUGAGGUUUUGCGGUGAUUCAAACUGACAAAUGGUGCCCUGACAUGUGACAAGGGAGUAUUUGCUUGGUGUUCACCGUGAUGGUUGGCUUUCCUGAUAUAGAGGAUCAUCAAGACAGUCAGAG
Durusdinium trenchii is the source of this 2553-nucleotide messenger RNA. NCBI's taxonomy places the organism in Eukaryota, Dinophyceae, Suessiales, Symbiodiniaceae. The record is from the annotation of a GenBank genome assembly.